UUUUAUGGAUAAUAUAUGUAGCUAGGUGACCUGUAUUUAGAUUCAGAGAGAUCUGUGAAAACGAAAACGCCAAAGUAAAAGAGGACAUUGAUAAGCAUUCUAUUUCUUUGACAUUUCCCUUGUUUUCGCACCCUAUAUAAAUACAGUUUCCAGCAAUACCUUCUUUCCUUAUACUGGUACAUCUUUAUUUAACUUAUUAUAAUUAUUUUCCUUGUAACUAUGAAUAGUCUCAAAGAAUGGACGGACGAAGAAAUCACUCAAUACUUCCGACAAGCCUCAUACACAAUGACAUACAUGAGUAUUUGUCUGACGUGCACCAUAUGGCAAAUCCUUCACGCUGGAGCUCUCGUUUGGAAGACUCGAAAGUUCCUUCACGGAGCGGUGUUUUUUGAAACUAUUCUUUCGUUCUUCUCUAUACUGUGUAGCGUUCUCAACCCGCUCACAGAACUCAGCUGCGAACUGAGGUUUUGGGUGUCGAUUAUUUCAGUUAAUCUUGGUGGAUGUUGCAUCCAAAGCAUUCUAUUGUAUAAAGCAUAUAUUUGCUACGACCGUGCAAAAUCGCUCAUUAUUAUCGGUUCUAUCAUUAAUCUCGGUUAUGUCGCUCUAACAUUCCUGUAUGCAACGCUUGGACGGGUGCCAACGUACAAAGACUUCACAGGACACUGCUUGCUUAAUAAUUUGGAGUGGCCAGCGCUUGCGAAACUAGGUUUAGACAUUGCAAGUAACGCCUUUCUCUCUUUGGCCUUCCUACUGGUGAUCCAUAAACAUUACCGCAUUUUUGGUAACAGUCUUCACAAAUCACUCUUGUCAAGCGGCAUGUUAUUCUCGGUCGGUGUUAUUGCCUCCAACGUCAUUACCGCUAUUCUUAUUUCGUCAAGAGUGAUGGGCGGACUUUCUGCUGAUCUUUAUUCCUUUGACUGGGUGAUUACUGGCUAUUUACUCAUCAAACAGUUUAAGAUGGACAGAAAUAAGGAUGCGCCCUCUGACCAGGUAUCACAAACUAUGCAGAGUAAUGCAAGCACACUCUCACAUACAGACGGUGAACUUGGAUAUGGCGGCUUCUUGUCAAAUACAAUUUAUCCGCGGCGCGAUCAACUCUGCUUCAAUUGCCGAUCACUUGGAACCGAAGAAGUCAUCAUAGGUUCAAGGGACCAAGAUUCAGAAAAAUGAAAAAGCUCUUGCAUGCAAAGAAAGCAAGUCACUUCGAAACCCGAUCGAUUUCAGAUCGAUCGGCUCACCCAUAUACCCC
Radiomyces spectabilis is the source of this 1249-nucleotide messenger RNA. RefSeq lists its product as uncharacterized. Bases 220 to 1170 code for a protein of 316 amino acids. NCBI's taxonomy places the organism in Eukaryota, Fungi, Mucoromycota, Mucoromycetes, Mucorales, Radiomycetaceae. The transcript is spliced from 6 exons. The record is from RefSeq and is a predicted model, not a curated record.